ACAACAUCGCACGUCAAGCGUGCUAGGCAAGGAGACGGGGCGGUGGCCUCCCUACGAGCCGGAGAGGCCUCCUUGGCUGCCGCUGCCGCCUCUCUCCGCUGCGCCGGGGGCUGCUCGGCCCCGUCCCCACACGGCGAGGCUCACGCACCGACCCGGGCCAGGCUCGUCGCGGCGGCGGUCGGGACCCGAGCUCGCGCAGCAGGCUCGCAGAUGGGUCAGGGACUUUGGAGAGUUGCUAGGAACCAGCAACUGCAACACCAAGGCUAUCUUGCCAGAGAACAUGGUAGGCGAGUAACUACUAACAACGUUUCAAAUACAAACCAUCGGAAACAAGCCCAAGGAGGCAUUGACAUCUACCACCUGUUGAAGACAAGAAAAUCUAAAGAACAAGAAGGAUUCAUUAACCUGGAAAUGUUGCCACCAGAACUUAGUUUUACCAUUUUGUCGUACCUGAAUGCAACUGAUCUCUGUCUAGCUUCCUGUGUCUGGCAGGAUCUCGCUAAUGAUGAGCUUCUCUGGCAAGGGUUGUGCAAAUCCACUUGGGGUCACUGUUCUAUAUACAAUAAGAAUCCACCUCUAGGAUUUUCUUUUAGAAAAUUGUAUAUGCAGCUGGAUGAGGGCAGUCUCACCUUUAAUGCCAACCCUGAUGAGGGAGUCAACUACUUCAUGUCCAAGGGCAUACUAGACGAUUCACCGAAAGAAAUAGCUAAGUUUAUCUUUUGCACAAGAACACUAAAUUGGAAGAAGCUGAGGAUCUACCUUGAUGAAAGGCGAGAUGUUUUGGACGACCUUGUGACACUGCACAACUUCAGAAAUCAGUUCUUGCCAAAUGCACUGAGAGAGUUCUUCAGACAUAUUCAUGCUCCUGAGGAGCGUGGGGAGUACCUCGAGACUCUCAUAACAAAGUUCUCUCACAGAUUCUGUGCUUGCAACCCUGAUUUGAUGAGAGAGCUUGGCCUUAGCCCUGAUGCAGUUUAUGUACUGUGCUACUCUUUGAUUCUACUUUCCAUUGAUCUAACAAGCCCUCAUGUGAAGAACAAAAUGUCAAAGAGAGAAUUCAUCCGAAAUACACGACGUGCUGCACAGAAUAUUAGUGAAGAUUUUGUAGGGCACCUUUAUGACAACAUCUACCUUAUUGGCCAUGUGGCUGCCUAAAAGCACAAUUUGCUAGCACUUAAAAUUUCUAAUUUUCAGAAACUAUGUCAAUUCAAGAAAUUAAUUAUUUUGUAGAGAUGGGGGUUAUUUUAGUGCUGGUCAUUCAAACCUCUGUAUGCAAUCAAAGUCUCUGUGUGUAAGCGUGUGUAUGUGUAAACUACCUUUUAUAUUUACCGUGGGAAUGGGAGAAUAUGGAGACUUGGUUUUCAUAAUUUUUUUAGUUUUGCACAAAACAAUGCCAUUAGUCUGACACAGCUAUUUACGAAUGUUAAAACUGACAUUACAGUCUAAUUUGACAAAGCAGUGAAUUUGUGCAUUAGAUCUGCUUGAAACUUUAAUAAGUUCAUUCUUUUUAGAAUACCAUGUAAUGUGUAUAUAUUUAACUAAAGAGAUUUAUAAUUAUUUUAUUGUAAACUAUUUUAACUAAAAUUUCUCCUUUUAUCUCUUAAAAUAGUGUUGUAUUCCUUUCUUUUGCAUUUUUUACAAUGCUGACUACCUCAGAUACAUAAGUUAAAGAAAUAUUACAAUAAAGUUUGUUUUAGGACGUGACAAAACAUUUGUAUAAUAUCUAAGCUGAUAUUUAAUACUAUCUUGGCUAACUUGAAUUAGCUUAUUCCCAGUCUGCUAUUCACUCAGUUCUAAAGAAGAUUACAACCUUUAUUUUAGGUAACUUUGAUGUCAUACAGGGAUAGUGUAGGGAAAUUGUGCAGUUUGCAUACAAAGUGCUAACCUUUAUUGCAGACAGCAGUUACUGGGGUCGUAGGACAAACAGUGUCAUCUGUUUAGCACAGUAAGCAAGGAAAAAUCUCAACAGGGGAAGUGGUGGAGCAACUAAUGUGUUACUGCUUUCCACUGGUUCUCUCGGUCUAGAGGUGUCAAUGGUGGAAAUGCCCAGGCAAACAUGUACCAGAUGACUCAAGCUGUUGAAAACUGACAGUGCAAGGUUAGAGGAGUGACUGGGCAGGACUGGAGAGCCAUUUCAGACUCAGAUACUGAAUUACUCAUUCUAAAUCUGUCAUGUAGCUAGAUUUUAAAUAGUUCUAGAUUUAUUAAAAUACUUCAAAAAUGGUUUUGGUCAGAUUGUGUCUUACUUUUUCUGAAGUGUAUACAAUAUCAGCAGUGGAACUGCCAUGCAUGUGCAGGAAUUAAGUGAUGAUUUGCCUGGAUUUUGAUCAGAUAACUCAUAGAGCAGUGCUUCUCUUAAAUUGACAGAACACAUAGCUGAAAUCAGAGCUUCUCCUGAUUAUGUUUGUCUACAAAAUUAUCAGCUAUCACUAGUAUCUGAAUUCAUCAUGGUAACCAUCCAAAUAAGGGCUACAUAAAAGGAAAUAGCUGUAGUUUUUUUAUUACAUUGCCUUUAAUCAAGUGUAAAUGCCGUUUGUAUUUGUGUAGCAUACACAGCCAAAGCCAGGAGACAGCAGCAUUGCAGCUAUUUUCCAGACAGGUUUUACAGUAUCACUCCC
Molecule: messenger RNA, 2618 nt
Organism: Cuculus canorus (common cuckoo)
Lineage: Eukaryota; Metazoa; Chordata; Aves; Cuculiformes; Cuculidae
Gene: FBXO8
Product: F-box protein 8
Exons: 7
Coding region: 211-1155 (314 amino acids)
Biological process (GO): regulation of ARF protein signal transduction
Molecular function (GO): protein binding; guanyl-nucleotide exchange factor activity
Source: RefSeq, a predicted model, not a curated record